UUUCGAAAAAUAACUAUUUAAAUAGUACAAUGAGGGUGUUAGGAAUUAUACUUAUGUUUGCUAUCUCCAUAUCGGACUCCCAAUAUAUGUGUAAAAAAACUAUUCCUGGGAUUCGAGAUCCCCACUGCGGCCUCGGAAACAAAUGUCAUUUUAAUGGAUUAAAUCAACAUGCCAUCGGAUUCGAGGCAUGUAGGCGAAGGGUACUCGGACUUCCAGAAUUUUUAAAGGUAGUACGCGGAUUGUGCCCCAAGGGCGACAAACCCCCUUGCCCAAGACUCUCUAAAAGACCACCGAGAGGAAAACGAUAAAGAUAACUACAAAUUUUGUAUUAUAUUUAAAAGUAUGCUUUUAUAAAGAGAUCAGUAAUAUAAAUAUAAUCAAAAUAAAUUUAAAAGUUAUUUAAUGAUUUACGUAAAUAAUUUGAAUGUUUUUUAUUUUAUUGUUUGAACAAAUAUUCAAUUAGAUUUAUACACAAAUUCUGAAUUCUUCAUUCCACUUAAGGCACCUUAUUUAAAUUUCACGGCAAAUUUUAUUAUUAUCGAUAUAAACUUACAUUUCACAGAAAAAGAAAUCAUUCUCCACACACAGUGAGUUCCACACAGUGUCAUGCGGAAACUUGCGAUUCUAUUUUUAAUUGCUCUCUCCAUAUCCGGAGGCAGACUGCAAUCUGCGUGUAAAAAGGCGGUUCCAAGCGUUCGGGAUCCCCACUGCGGCCUGGGUAACAAAUGUCACUUCAACGGCUUCAACAAGUGGGUGAUCGAAUUCGAAUCAUGCAGGCGAAAGGAACAAGAACUCCCAGACUUUAUAAAGGUUAUACGCGGAAUGUGUCCCAAAGGCGAUAAACCACCGUGCCCGUCUGGGUGAUAAGCUCAUACGCAAUGGAUAAAAUUUAUU
Drosophila bipectinata is the source of this 894-nucleotide messenger RNA. RefSeq names its product accessory gland protein Acp63F. The record is from RefSeq and is a predicted model, not a curated record. NCBI's taxonomy places the organism in Eukaryota, Metazoa, Arthropoda, Insecta, Diptera, Drosophilidae.